CCAAAAUACAAAACUCGCCCUUGUCAUGUGACAGGGGUCAAACGUACAAGCUCGACUUCACUCCUCUGGAUGCACUGGUGAGUGAGUGUACGCUGUGAUCCUUCUCACUCACGAUGGACCCAGACAUUAUUAAAAUGGAGGAGGUAGCGGUGGAGGAGGAGACGACGGCACCCCCGACUGAGCUGGCCCCCGACGGCCCUGCAGAUUCCUACACCACUAUCAUAAUCCAGGAGCCCCCAGCGACAUCCAUCGUUCAACCUUAUCAGCAUGAGAACCUGCAGUGUUUCCAGUGUUUCAUCACCUUCUGUAACUCCAAAGCCAAGGAGAGGCACAUGAAGAAGAGUCACCGCGAGGAGUACAAGCAGCAGCUGCAGCAGUGCGACACACUUUUUACCUGCUAUGUGUGCGACCGCACUUUCCCGUCCUCCGAGCUGCUCACACAACACCAGGCCUCCCACAACAAGGAAGACAAGCCCUUCAAGUGCCCCCACUGCCAGGAGAGCUUUCGCACCUUCUCAGAGCUGACGUCCCACCGGCGGCAGGUGUGUCCGGAGCGGCAGUUUGUGUGCAAGGACUGCGGGGAGACGUUCCGCGGCCCCGCCCUGCUGCGCAGCCACCGCCUGACGCAGCACGCCCCGCGGCCCGGCCAGGAGCAGGAGGCCGGGGACGACCUGGCCAAGACCCACCGCUGCGGGAAGUGCGGCAAGGGCUUCGAGGCGGAGGCCCAGCUCCUGCAGCACCAGGAGAACCACGCCGGCGACCGCCACUGCAACGGCAGCGCCCCCGCCAAGAGGCGCGGCCGCCCGCCCAAGUCCGAGGAGGUGGCGGGGGCGGGGGCGGCGGCGGCGGUGGCGGCGGACGGCGAGAAGAAAGGGAAGCGGAGGAAGAAGGGAGAGGGGGAGGAGGCGGAGGAGUCCGGGGUGAAGAAUCACGCCGAUCCGGACGGCCCGGCGGAAGAGAAGGUCAAAGCCAAGCGCGGCCGCCCCGCCAAGGCGCCGCAGGAGCCCCAGGCCCCCCAAGGCCCCGGCCAGGACCGGCCCGCGGAGGAGGAGAGGAAGCCGCCCGCUCGCCAGCACCCCUGCCCUGACUGCCAGCUCUCCUUCCCGGCCGCGGCCCAGCUCCGCGCCCACAAGAAGGAGAAGCACAGCCGGCCCCCGCCCCCGCCCCCGGCCCGGAAGGCGCACCCGUGCGGGGAGUGCGAGGAGAGCUUCGCUCGGCCGCUGCAGCUGCAGGCCCACACGGCCCGGGCGCACUGCGCCGGGCGCCACGCCUGCCCCACCUGCGGGAAGAGCUUCGGCAGGGAGAGCAACCUGAAGGCACAUCUGCAGACACACGCCGAGGAGGAGGAGGAGGCCCCGGCCGCCAAGAGAUAAUUUGACGUGGGGUUUUAACUUCCGUAACGGACAGGGGUUUAAAAACAAAAAAAAAACAAAAAACAAAAACAAAAAAACGGGCAGUGGUUUGGGGUUUUUGGAGAUGUGACUUACCUUAAGUGGGGCUUCGGAAGAGAUUGGUUGGGCUGUGCAGAUGUUAGUGUGAUCCAGGAUUUUAAUGUACAUCAAAAGUUUUCCUUAUCUGUUUUUUUUUUUUUUCUCUUGGGACAGGUUGGGACUGUUUUUAAUGAUUAAGGAAGGGGUUCUUAGACUUUUUGAACGAGUUGGCUAUUUGAGGUGGUAUUUGCUUGGAAAAGAUUUGUGGGUUAGGUUAAACCCUUGGCCUGAAAUUGUGCCAUUUUUUAAGUGUGGCAGUUGGAUGUGCUUCUCAAUAUGACAAAUUUACUGACUGAUGAAUAGAACACUUUUCUAACAUUGUAAUUGGAGAUGUACAGUAAAUACACAGGGGUGCCUACAAUGCCCAUGUAGAGAGGGAGUUAAACAUUUGUAUUCAUUGAUUUGCCUUUUUUAUUUUAAUCAUGUUUGUGUGUUUUUUGUUUUAUAUUAGAGGUGUGCGUGUGGGUGAGGGGAUAAAUGGCUUCCAGAUUUUAUCAUUCUUGGAGCAUUUAAUUUUUUCCCCUUUUAAGUGAAAAGAAAAAAAGAAAAGUAUUUAACCAUUUCUGUAGUAUGACAUCACAGGGGCCCUAAAUGCUUUCAGUCUACAAAGCAAAUUGAAAUUUUUAAGUAAGAUGGAGCGAGACCUGCUCUGUAAAAUUAUUGGAUUUUAAACUGUGCGAGAAUGUAUAUCCAGUCAAUGUGGGAUUCAAUGGGCUUAGUUUGAAGAACUAUGAAUUUAAAAAAGGAUUGUGAUAUUAGAAAAUUAUUUAAAUGAAUCUUUUUUUUAAAUGUAAUUUUAAAUAUGGAAUAUGGAGUGUUUUUUUUUUUUUUUUUUUUUUUAAGCAAUUUUAAUGGUCAUUUGGUUGAACAAUUGCCUGUUUUUUUUAAAAAUGAUGGUCAUUUUAAUGGUCAUUUGCGUGUGAUGGGGAGAAUCUCAUUUUACCCUCUCUUAGCCAUGGACUUAAGUGCAUUUUGCUUGCUAUUCUGCAUACUGCUGACAACUGGACCAUCAAAAUGGGUUUUGAUUGUUAAUUGCUGAGACCUGUAACUAAUUUCUCCCAUCUACACACCCCUUAGAACUCUUUCUAUUCCCCAUCAUUCCUACACACUGUAAAUUUUCAAAUCUUUAGAAUGUUCUUUAAAAAAAAAAAAAAAAAAAAAAAAAAAAAGCAUUUCAGUGGGAAUAUAUAAUUGCCAUGUUAUGACUCUCACGAGUCUGAAGUGAACUAUUUCUUUGCAGGAAAGAAAAGCAAAUUCUCUAAACAACCUGUCAGUUUAGUAAGUUAGGGUUCUUGAUCUUUUUGUCUUUGAUUUUUAACACAUCUGGAUGUAUGCAAAUUUAGUCUCUUGCCAUUGUUCGUAUGUUGUAAUUAAAGAAACUGGGCCCUGG
Molecule: messenger RNA, 2880 nt
Organism: Conger conger (European conger)
Lineage: Eukaryota; Metazoa; Chordata; Actinopteri; Anguilliformes; Congridae
Product: zinc finger protein 497-like
Exons: 5
Coding region: 114-1373 (419 amino acids)
Molecular function (GO): DNA binding
Source: RefSeq, a predicted model, not a curated record